Petromyzon marinus (sea lamprey) is the source of this 7506-nucleotide messenger RNA. Its product is annotated as A-kinase anchor protein 6-like. The record is from RefSeq and is a predicted model, not a curated record. NCBI's taxonomy places the organism in Eukaryota, Metazoa, Chordata, Hyperoartia, Petromyzontiformes, Petromyzontidae.
UCUGUAGGCGUGUCCCUUCGCGUUGGGAAGGAGAAGCAAUGCUGCUUUUGGUUGUUGCUGCUGCUGUGUUUUUUCCCCUUCUAUUGGUGUAAUGAACGCUUGCUUUGCUCAUAGCCAGAAUGGCUUAGCUGGCUGGUUAGGAGAGAGACCAGCACCGUGCCGUGAAUUACGUGCUGUCCAGUGAGUGAUCAAGGGUCGUUUUUGUGGCCAUGGAAAGAGACACAUUGGCCAUGAGAUAGAUGCACGUCCGACGUGGAUUGUGGCGAAUUCGGCUGGAUUUCUCAAAAGAACGCGGGGCCUCGUUUUCUUGCGGGUAGCUGCAUUGAUUUAUUAUUAUCAAUAAAACACAUUUGUCUCCAGGUGAUGAUGGCCUGGCAUCUGGACAAGACUACGGAAGGCGACCGCUUGGGCAUGACAGCUGCGAAGGCGAUCACCGUGGCUGGUUUGCCGUGCUGGGCUACGUUUGACGGUCACCGACGCUGCUGUUGAGGAGAUGGAGGAAGCCAGUGGUGGGACUUGUGCGGAAGACCCAAAAGUGGCAGCAGUGGAGGGUGAUGAGGAGGAGGAGCAGGAGCAGGAUCAGGAGGAUGGAGCCUCUGCUUCCCUUGUGCCGGAGGAUGCCGUGGGCUUCCCUGCAGGCAGGCCUCCGCCCGUGCUGGCAGGAGCGGACUGGUCGGCCGCCCUCAGUUUGCCCGAGACCGAGAGCUGGCUGGCGCACAUGAGCGGACGUGUGGCGCAACUCGGCCGGGAGGUUCAGAGGGACGUGGAAGGUGUUCGGACUGAGCUUCAUCUGAAGCAGUUCAAGGAGAUUUGCGUGGAGGUGUCGGGCCGCUCGGAGUGUGUGCGCUCCCUGCUGGGGACCGAGUUCCCGCUGAGGCUCCUCUCCCCAGCGUGCGCGGUGCCGGGAGCCGUGCGGCGCGCGGGCCAGCGCUGGCACCAGCUGCGAGUAUCGCUCCAGGUGCUCCGGGAACGUCUGCUGCGGGAGAGCAACGGGCGCCAUCCGCCCGCCGCUCGGAGCCUGCGAGCGUCGAUGGUGACGGCAUACUGGGAUGAUAAUAAGAAACGUGUGUUCCAGGAAGUCAUCGGUAAUAUUGACACCAUACAAGCACGUGAAACAUUGUUUAUAAAAAGUGAGCUUCCCAUUUGUUAUAAUAAUAUUCCAUCGGAUGAAUUGCUUAAAUCUUUUGAGGUCCCAUUACAAUCUUCCUGCUCUGAAGAGUGCAAUACAGAUUUUGAAAAACAACUCCGUGCAUCAACCAAUUUAAGCACAAAACGUGAAAUAUACGAGACGCACUUCUCUAAAGAUUUGAGGAUGGAAUUUUCUGAGCUACCUUGGCCGUCUAAGCAGGGCAAGAAGGAAGAUAAUGGUGAAUGUUCACAGAUCGUUGGGGCAUUACAAAGCGAGCAACUCAUUCAAAGAAUACAGACUGAUACCGAGACCUUGCAGGAGAGGUCUGCACAUCAACUUGUGCCUGAACAGAAGACCACGAGUGCAUUGCUAAAUGAGUCUCAGCUCUCUGGAGCGGCCACCAAUGAGCACAGUAUUGUUCAAUCCAGUAAUGUGGCUUCAAUGUCUGUUGAUGGCAACUCAAACAAUUGUGGAACAGACUACAAGUCGCAUGAUAUUGUUCACUCUGAUAUUUCACUGAAUGCAAAGUGUAGGAGAGGUCUGUCAGAAAACAUGUUAGCAGAACAAGACGGUUCCGGCUCGGUUAGCAAAAAUGAAAGUGCGUGUUUCGACGAAGCUGUGUUCCAGGGCUUCUACUCAAACUCUCGAAGGUCUCUGGGAGCAUUACAACAGAACACAGUUUCUCACGGUAACCACAACAGACAUGAGGUUGAAGUGGAUGAAGAAGAAGAAUAUACUUAUUCCCCUGUUCACCUCGGUUCAAUUCAUUCAUCAAUGCAUGGAAGAGGUCAUUCCCAAAUGUUCAAUGGAAGUUUGAAGGAUCUGAGAAGCUGCUUACAUUAUAGGGCAGAGCUGUCCACUUCAAACUCACGCCUGCGUAGAAGCAAGUCUGUAAAUAUGAAUAAUUUAUUACCGGCUGGUGAAAGUUCGUUUCGAAGGUUUAAUGGAACCAAAUCAAGUUCAAUGCAGUCUGUUUUAUCCGCACCAGAAACAAUUUAUUAUUUUAGUAAUAGACUGCCAAUGUCGUCGAGUCGUUGCUGUUUAGAUAUGGAGUAUGAAGCGAUGCUGGAUUUUGCUUAUCCACUCCAUGAAGAUGGACGAACUAGGGAGGAUACCGAGGAGUUGAAUGACCUUUUGCAUCAACUAAAAAUCUAUGAGAAUAAUAACCCUACAUGUAACAAAUUAACCAACCAACAAUUGUCCACACCGUUAUUAAAGGAUGACCGAGCACAGGAGCACACAUUUUGCACAGCUGCAGUUGCAGCCCACGACGUUACAAAUCUCUUGUAUGUUGGUGAAGAUUUCAAAAGACCACCUCAAGGGGAAAGCCUGUCGCCGGAUCACAUCUCGGCAUUUAAAGUUAUGCCAGUGAGCUGCCGUGGGAAGAAGAGCAAUAAAAAACGGACUGUUACAGAGACGGACGAUUGGUAUGGCUCUGAUGAAUUCCUCGCAUUGCCCACUCAGCUAAAAGAGGCUGAGGCUGUUGCACAGCAUCUGGAGAACUUGGUGGAUAUGUUAAACACAAGUUCAUUGUACAGAUCAUCUCUGAGCAUUGGCGACCUUGGAACAGCAAGAAGCAUUGCUGAAGACAUCUCUUCUAUUAGAAGUCAGGAUGCAAGUGGCCAGAGGCCACGCCACAAAGAGAAAGAGAUGGGUCAAAGCAAACUGUCAGUUUCUCUUCCACAUGAAAGGCCACUGAGUGUGUGUGACUCUGUGGAAUUUGGCCCUCUUUGUGAUAUGUCUGAUGGGAUGUCACCUGUACAAUUCUCAACCAGCAGUUGUCAAGAGGGUGGGUUCUGUGGAUCUUUAAAAGAACACCAAAACCUGGGCAGUGAAAGUGCCCAGAGCGUCCAGCAAACCGGCUGGAAGCCACGUGACGCGAGUAGUCCAGUCAGCGAGGGGAGGCCCCCCACCCUGCAGAACUGUGGUCGCCACCAUUCACAGCUGAUCAAGGAGAUACAAGAUGACAUUGAGCACCAGAUCAACAACACAGCCAUCUGGGAAAAAAUCGAGAUGUUUGUAAAGAAGCUUGAUGUGCUGAUUGACUGGCUGUAUGAUGCCAUGGAGACAACCGAAAACUGGACACCCCCAAAGGCAGAAAUAGACCACCUGAAGGUCUACCUGGAAACCCACCUGUGCUUCAAACUUAACGUGGACAGUCAUUGUACUUUAAAAGAGGAAGUCGUACAAGAAGGCAGAAGACUUUUGGAAAUUCUUGUUUCUCAAAAAUCUGGUCUGAGGGACACGCUCGAUCGCAUCGAGAGCCAGUGGCAGCAGCUGCAGCAGCAAAUCUGCCGUCAGCACGGCUGGGUGCAGCGCGCCCUCGCAAUCAUCAAGUGUGACGUCCUCACAGGCGCCGAGGCGCUGUCGGAACGCGGGGGCCUCGAGAUCGUCGCUGCCGGUGCUUCGCAGGUUGGAUUUCUAAGCGAAUGACGCCAUUCUUUGACCAGAAGAAACUAAUUAUUGAUCAAGACGCUGAUACCAACGCAUGCCCUGUUUACAACACAUGGCAAGAAAAAAAAGCAAUUAUGUCCCAGUAGAGAUGAAACAUGUAGUGAGAGAUGAUUUAAUCAGAUUAUGAAAAAAGCCUGCUUUCAUGGAUAUAAAUAUUAAAGAGCUGCUUCUGUACCUUGCGUAAGUUAAAUCAUUUGAUACAUUGCCGGAUCGCCACUUUGAUGUAAGACAGAGUUCAUUUAAAGGUAUUGCAUAUUAAACUGGAAAACUGCAUGAUCGUUUGAAGUGCUCUGUAAUUAAUGUUUGCCAUUGAUGUUAGAGUUCUGUUGAUUUAUCCACUGGAGCCUGGAAGAUUGUCCCUACAUGAUACUGGCUGUAAACAAUUUAAUUUGCGCCACCUUAAUUACAGUUUAUAUUAAAGUUAAUUGCAUAAAUUAAUUGAACCGCAAGUAAAUGCUUGCUUUGAGCAGUGAUCUUGACUUGAUUACAUUUUAAUUAUCCUGAUUUUACAGCACUACACUUGCUGAAAAAAAUAUCCUCUUGUCAUCCUGCAUGCGUUUUUUUAAUAGUAAAUGCAAGUUAUUUUUUUAAAGCUGGAACUUUUUAUAUUCGCGAUGAUACAAAGAUGUAAAAAUAAAGUUCCGGUUUAAAAAAAAAUCCAUUUGAACUUUUUCUAACGUGCACACAUAUCGCUGUUGACAUUUGAAAAAGCUAAAGUUUUUUUAUGGCGGAGCAGACGUCUACCGGCGAAGCCUAAAUCGCCCUCAAAAGCCAUUACACUCACAGUAGUCUGUACAAGACAACUGCGUCACAGUGCACUGGGUCUCAUUCUGGCUCCACGUGAGUGGGAGAGUUCCCACUGUCAAGCAGUGAACGGACAACCAACCGCCAGUCAACAACCCGAAGCUGUGUGGCUACAACGCACAGCAGAAAGUGAGCAUUUGGGGGAAUUUUGGCUUUUUAAUUUGUUCUAGAUUUGAAGCUUUCGUUACUGCAAGGGUUCAUACUUUUUUUUCGGUAAAGUCACGUAGGUAAAUUAAAAUAAAAGAGAACAAUUUGUAUCUGUAUAUUAUAUUGUUCGAUUGUUGUUGUUAGUCUCCCAUAUUUCGCAAGAACACAAAAAUACGUGCGGGGCAUUUAAAUACAGCAAUUGUGCAAAUGAAUUGGCGAACGUUAUUAUGUAUGGAUGAAGAAAGCUAUUUGCACGAAAACAGUGAAUGCAAUGGUUGUGCCUGUAUACAAUUGUUGUUAAGUGUGGCUAUACAUUCCCCCCAGACAGAUGAAGGUGAUUUUUAAGAAGCAUCAUCGGAUGCUAUGUUUCCAUUGCGGUAUUGAAUGAGCUGUUGUGUGCAUUAAAUAUGAUGCAAAAGUUAUUAGACGAAAGUAAUGGGUCACACAGGCACUUAUUAUGCACAAUAAACUUGUUUCUAAUUGGUUUGUAUUUGGUUGUCGAUCAACUUUCGAAAAAAUAUUUAAGAGAUUCGCACAACAGCAAAAUUAAUGUGCAUUACUCCUGUUUACAUUGUGCCUGCUGCACGCUUUUUUUUAACUGGAUAAAUGAUGCGUCAAACAAUUGCAAUGGAAAUAUAACCCGAUACCACGGUUGUGUUUUUUUGUUGUAAAAUUAAACUUGUGUACAUAGAGAUUAAACAUUUUUACAUAUAUUUACAAAUGUGUGACAUGUAAGCAAAUUACUUAUUUUCAGAUAGAUAAAAUCAAAUAACGUGUUAAAUACUUAUAAAGUAAGUUUUGUAUACAACAAAUAGUAUUACAUCUUCAGGAAUAUUUUAGCAAGCUUGCAUACAGAUUAAACAUGUUUGCUUAAUUAUUUAAUUCAGAUAAAAUAUAUUGGGUAGAAUUUGAUGAAGAUAAGGGUUAUAGACCAAGAAGAAUUUCGGGGUUGGUUUGCAUUUUAAAUGAUUAGAUUUUUCUUUUUUAGUACAGACUUUAUCCAGAGUAAUUGCACAUGCCAAUAUAUAUUAUUAAUGUUACUAAUUUAACAUUGAUAUGUUCUGCAAAUUGUGUGCACGCUCUGCGUAAUGUGCACAAAUGUUCACAAAUGUUCACUUCAGACAUUGUGUUUAUAGCAUCCGAUAUAUUUGAGUAUUUUUAAGAAUCUUUAAAGUUUGGCUGAUAUAUAAUCAUCUUUCACUGAUGGGCAUUUUUUUCUCUUCACAUAGCAUCAUAUCUUUCAGUAUACAACAUGUUAAACUGCAAAUAUUGUGUAAAACCAAUGUUUUUAUUGCCAUUAUUAAAGUACCUUGCAUAGGUCAAUCUGAAGUGAAGGUCAAAUGCUUACAUGAAGGAUGGAGCAAAAUCAAUGUGCUUCUUUAGCCUACCAACUUUGUUAGUAUGCAGGUCACUUCUGCAUAGCCUUCAAGCAUGUUUGCACAAAAAGCUACACAUAAAGGGCAAGCAACCAGCAUUUGAAUGCAUUAACCGAACGUUUGCGCUAAUUAAAUGCAUUCGGGUAGCAACCAUAUCAAUAAUUCAAUGCGCGUGACCUAAUCAUUGCAAAAUUAUUUAUUUGUUUCCCAAGCCAAGCUUCGUAAUAUAAAAAAAGGUUUUGGGGAAAAAAACAGUACAAUGAUUAAUUCGUCAUUGAGUGCAGUCCAGGGCUAUGAAUAGCAUAUUAAUAUUCCAUGCUGUUAGUCUAGACUUGAUUCCCACCGUGUUCAUUGCUUGUAUUAGCUACAGCUGCGUAGUAUAAAGCAGACGAGAAGCCGAUCACUUUGCUGCACAAUUGGACAUUGAAAAGGUAUGCUCAAAGUAGUAUUUCACUUUUAUGGCAUGUACUCUGAACACGCAUACAGUUCUCAUAAAUAUGAUAUUCCACAGUGUAUUUCAAUCGAUUAACUUUAAUGCUAUUCUGAUAGUGAACAAGCUAUUUACUCUGGAAAGAGAUGGACAACAUAUGUAGGCAGCUGUUGCUGGUGUUUAUUCAAGCACUACUAAUUUUCCAGCAGCAGAGGGCACAGCAAGAAUAGGUUGGGAUAUGCAAAGAAAAAAGGGCCCACAUUAAAAUUCUGUGGAAAAAGAAUUAUUGAUUGGCUGAAACCAAUUAACAGCUGUGUAAGGGCUUACUUUUCAAGGUUAAUUCAGAUGUUUAGACCAUCAAUUAAUGCAAAGCAAGUGGAAUCGAUAUGUUUAGGGCACAAUAUUGUUUCAGCCGGAGUCGUGGAUGAAUUGAUCGACUUUUCUUUCUUUGAAAGGCACUGAUACAAUAUAGCGUAUUGCAUCAAUAGAGAAGAUCACUGGGUGAUUGCCAGAAAGCGAGCGAGCAGUUCUGACAGCCUAAUUAGAAGCGCACACAAAUGGUCUUAAUUCACUUUUUGGUUUACCGCCUCAAUUGUGUGCCUCCACCGAAGAGACAUUCCCGCUUUAUAAUCCAGCGGCUUGUACCUUAAGAGAAACGGACAAACGACAUUGGUCUUUUCACCUAAAAAAAGCUUGGAGCUGGUAAUCAAAACGUUAAAAUAAUGAGCGGUGACGGGUGUUUGUGUCUGUGUGUGUUGUACCAAGGUGUCUUUACUCACCACGUGGUUCUUAAGAAUGCAGUGGAAUGCAGAAACCUCAGAUGAAUUGUAUCAAAUUUUUUGCCUUCAAAUUAAAUGCCAUCUAAUAAAAGCUUUUCCCAUCAUUCCCUUUCAAGAAUAGUAAUGCCAGUAACAUCGGUGUAAUGGAGUAUUAUUUGAGACCAAGCACAUUUUUGUACUUUUGUGUCAAACUAUCUUAUUUUAUAUUAAUUAAAGGGCCUGUUGUGUAUUGUAUGUUAUUGAAGAAAUUGUAUUAACUUGCUUUUGCUGUAAUUUGUGUUCGAAAAUUUUUUGCCGAAAAACUACCUACUGGAAUUGUAAAAACGGAAACGUCAAAAUAACAACUGUGUGUAAUUGUUUUUAAUACCAUUAAAUAUUGAAACCUAU